Saccostrea echinata is the source of this 1166-nucleotide messenger RNA. RefSeq names its product LHFPL tetraspan subfamily member 2 protein-like. NCBI's taxonomy places the organism in Eukaryota, Metazoa, Mollusca, Bivalvia, Ostreida, Ostreidae. The transcript has 4 exons. The coding region runs from base 200 to 901 and encodes 233 amino acids. The record is from RefSeq and is a predicted model, not a curated record. Gene Ontology annotation, cellular component: membrane.
UAUUCAGCAAUUAAUAAUGCAUGUUCGAGAACAGAUGCGCGUGCAGGAUGAUGCGCUGGGACCACCUGUUUUCACACGUGCGUGUAUCCUCUCAGGGUUGUAAAUAAUUUGACUCCCGUGGAAUUUGUUUAAAAUACGCCUAUAGAACAGAAAGUAAACUUAAUCGAACACGUUCGUUGAUUUUCAUCUGGAGGACAUAAUGUGUUACGUCAUCGUCACAUGUCGUUCUUUAGGCUGGACGCUUUUAAGUGUCACUGUUACCUUGGCAACUGUCGCCGCUGUUAUCUCGCCUCACUGGAUGAUCGGAACCCCUCGAGAAACUGCCAUAAAAUUGCUGAAUGCUUCAGAAGAUUUUAUGGACUCUGAAACUUUCAGACCAACGCUAGGAAUAUUUAAUAGAUGUACAAAACUUCAGUUAGACUUCCAAAUAGCCAAAGUCAGGGAUAAUUGUGCCACAUUCGUUGUGUCGUUUUCUGCAGCGGACGAUUUUUUCCCGCAUGCGUGGAAGGCAUGUGUGAUAUUGUUCGGUAUUGCCGGAACCCUUCUGCUCUUUUCCAUGUUGUGUUCUGUAAUGAGUUUGUUUGUCCGAUCAAUUUGUGGAAAAAGUAUAUUUACAGUUGCAGGAUUUAUACAAAGUAUUGGAGGUCUAUUUUCAGUGAUCGCGCUGGUCAUAUACCCCACUGGUUGGGGCACCAAAAGGGUGCGGGACCUUUGUGGUGAAUAUGCUGAGCCUUACGUUAUAGAUAACUGUACAAUAGGUUGGUCUUACUACCUCGGAAUUGCGGCCACAGUACUCGUGUUUGUAGCAGCGGUUUUGUCUGUUCCCGCCGACAGAUCCACAACAAGCAGGAAAGUAGAGGAGGAAAUGCUGGAAGGAAAAAAUCUCAUUUGUGUAUUGUGACAUCACUUCCUGAACCCAAUAUUUGAAACACCUCGGCUUGUUUCUGAAGAAACAUUUCCUUUUAUUAACUUGUGCGUCCGAUUGUUUUGUGCUGAUGAAAAAUGCUGGUAAAUGAGAUUAAUUAUGGCAUUUUUUAAAAAUACCAAUUUCAGGGUUUCAAAUAUUUCUUUGGUAAAAUAUGUUAAGAUUUUUUGAAGUUUCACUAUGAAGCUAUUAAAAUGGAAAUAUUUUGCCAAAUGAAAUAACACAAAGGUGUAAAUUUUAA